Molecule: messenger RNA, 6450 nt
Organism: Microtus ochrogaster (prairie vole)
Lineage: Eukaryota; Metazoa; Chordata; Mammalia; Rodentia; Cricetidae
Gene: Pcdh19
Product: protocadherin 19
Biological process (GO): homophilic cell-cell adhesion
Cellular component (GO): plasma membrane
Molecular function (GO): calcium ion binding
Source: RefSeq, a predicted model, not a curated record
GAAGCCCUAAGCGGGGCGGACAGACGGACAGUGCUUCUCCUGGAGGAUGGGAUCCAGACGCUCCCGCAAGUAAAGUUUGGAGGCAUCAGAAACCGUCGACCCUGGCAGCUGCAGAGGCGUACCCCAGCGACAUGCAACUGAACUAAGGAGGGCUUCCUUUGGCGGCGGCGGCGGCAGCAGCAGCAGCGGAGGCGGCAGCGGCGGCGGCGGUCCUUGGAGCGACACCCCAACCCAAACCUGGAGAGGCGAAGAAGCCCCGGGUGCCCGCAGCUGCAGCCCCGCCUCUUCUAGCCGGUACUGUAGUAGCUUCUCUUCCUCACCUUCCCAUUCCCCGUACCCACCCCCCCAGGGCAAUUGGAAAGAGCAGGACUUUGAUUUUCUUGGACAAAUUGCCAUCUUCCCAUUUUCAUAAACUUGAGGCGGAGGCCUGGGCUGCGUUGGUAACUUUGAUUUCCGAGAUAUAAACGCCCAUAGCCCAUCAACCGCUCUGUGGGAGGAGCCCUGUGGCCACCUCGGAUCCUGGGCAGACGCGCCCCCCACGCCCUCGGACGCCAACCUCGGCGCUAGAGAGAGCACUCUCUCGCAUCUCUCCCUUCCCCCUUCCUCCGCCCGCCCCGGGACAGCCCUCCACCUCAGGCAAAUCCCCAGGCGCCCAAGGAGCUUGCGAGCAACUCAGACUUCUACCUACGAUCCUACCCCCCCCUUUUCUUUCCAACAGGCCUGGAAGAGGCCAGAGUGCCCCCCCCUGAGUCCGGAGGGCGCGUACGGGGCGGGAGCUCCCUCCGCAGUGAGCUGGGCGCGCUGGGGGGAGGUCCUUGCGCAUGCCAGGUGCAUAGACUACGGGCUCGCCUGCCCAAGUGCUGGUGCGCAACGGCUGGUCGGGCAGUGCCUGAAAGGCUGCGCUCCAACAGCCUUAGGCGUCCGCGCUCCCAGUACGGUCCCGACUCUGAAGCUUGUGGCCGUCUGGGGCGUGCAAGCGCCACUCGACCCGCAGCCCUGCUCCGCUGCGGCCAGUCGCGUUCGGCUAACUUUGAAGGGGGAAAACUGAGUAGCCGGGCUGGAGGGAGGGGGCUCGGGGCCGUGCGGCGCUCUCUUGGCCCCUCGGAGCCCCCGGGCCCCCAGAAAGCCGCUGCCGAGUCCACUACGACCUCAGCAUUGGAGCCCGCACGGGUUCAUCCUGUGCGCCGCCGGGCUGCCCUGGGCGGGACUCCUCCCGCGGCCUCCGGGGCCACGGGGCGCGCGCAACAGGCGGCCCGAGCCGGAGGGAAGCUGGAGCGCCGGCGGCGACGGCCUCGGAGGGGUGUGGAGAGGCGAGGCCGGGCAGAGCCCCGCACAGCCAUGGAGUCCCUCUUCCUGCCGAUGCUACUGCUGCUGGCAGUCCUGUGGACGCAGGCGGCCGCCCUGAUUAACCUUAAAUACUCAGUAGAAGAGGAGCAGCGCGCCGGGACGGUGAUCGCUAACGUGGCCAAGGACGCGCGGGAGGCGGGCUUCGCGAUGGAUCCGCGGCAAGCUUCUACGUUCCGUGUGGUGUCCAACUCAGCUCCGCACCUGGUGGACAUCAACCCCAGCUCAGGUCUGUUGGUCACCAAGCAGAAGAUCGACCGAGACCUGCUGUGCCGCCAGAACCCCAAGUGCAUUAUCUCGCUAGAGGUCAUGUCCAGCUCAAUGGAGAUCUGUGUGAUUAAGGUGGAGAUCAAGGACCUGAAUGACAAUGCUCCCAGUUUCCCGACCGCACAGAUUGAGCUGGAGAUCUCUGAGGCAGCCAGUCCCGGCACGCGCAUCCCACUGGACAGCGCUUAUGAUCCGGACUCGGGCAGCUUUGGUGUGCAGACCUAUGAGCUCACUCCCAAUGAGCUCUUUGGCCUGGAGAUAAAAACGCGGGGUGACGGUUCGCGCUUUGCUGAACUCGUGGUGGAGAAGAACCUGGACCGCGAGACACAGUCACAUUACAACUUUCGCAUCACGGCACUCGAUGGAGGCGAUCCACCCCACAUGGGCACAGCUGGCCUCAGCAUCAAGGUGACUGACUCUAAUGACAACAACCCAGUGUUUGGAGAGUCCUCCUACUCAGUGAGUGUGCCUGAAAACUCACCUCCCAAUACACCUGUCAUCCGCCUAAAUGCCAGCGAUCCAGAUGAGGGCACCAAUGGCCAGGUGAUCUACUCCUUCUACGGCUAUGCCAAUGACCACACACGUGAACUUUUCCAAAUUGACCCACACAGCGGCCUAGUCACUGUCACCGGAGCGCUAGACUAUGAAGAGGGCCAAGUGUACGAGCUAGAUGUGCAAGCCAAGGACCUGGGGCCCAACUCUAUCCCCGCACAUUGCAAAGUUACCGUCAGCAUACUGGACACUAACGAUAACCCGCCAAUUAUCAACCUCCUGUCGGUCAAUAGCGAGCUUGUGGAGGUGAGCGAGAGCGCCCCCCCGGGCUACGUGAUUGCCCUGGUUCGGGUGUCUGAUCGCGACUCAGGUCUCAAUGGACGUGUGCAGUGCCGCUUGCUGGGCAAUGUACCCUUUCGUCUGCAGGAGUAUGAAAGCUUCUCCACUAUCCUUGUUGAUGGACGGCUGGAUCGCGAGCAGCACGACCAGUACAAUCUUACAAUUCAGGCUCGAGAUAGCGGCGUGCCUACGCUGCAAAGUGCCAAGUCCUUUACUGUGCGCAUCACUGAUGAGAAUGACAACCACCCACACUUCUCCAAGCCUUACUAUCAAGUAAUUGUACAGGAGAACAACACUCCUGGAGCCUAUCUGCUCUCUGUCUCUGCCCGCGACCCCGAUGUGGGUCUCAAUGGCAGUGUCUCCUACCAAAUUGUGCCAUCACAGGUGCGAGACAUGCCCGUCUUCACCUAUGUCUCCAUCAAUCCCAACUCUGGUGAUAUCUAUGCGCUACGAUCCUUCAACCAUGAACAGACUAAGGCAUUCGAAUUCAAGGUGGUGGCCAAGGAUGGCGGCUUGCCCUCGCUGCAGAGCAACGCCACAGUGAGGGUCAUCAUCCUCGACGUCAAUGACAAUACCCCAGUAAUCACUGCCCCACCCCUCAUCAAUGGCACUGCUGAGAUCUAUAUUCCUCGAAACGCCGGCAUAGGCUACUUGGUGACUAUAGUUAAGGCAGAUGAUUAUGAUGAGGGUGAAAAUGGCCGAGUCACCUAUGACAUGACAGAAGGUGACCGCGGUUUCUUCGAAAUAGACCAGGCCAAUGGAGAAGUCAGAACCACUCGCACCUUUAAUGAAAACUCCAAGCCUUCCUAUGAGCUGAUAGUGGUGGCCCGUGACCAUGGCAAAACGUCUCUUUCUGCCUCUGCCCUUAUCCUAAUCUACCUGUCCCCGGCUCUUGAUGCCCAAGAGUCAAUGGGCUCUGUGAACUUAUCCCUGAUUUUCAUUAUUGCUCUGGGCUCCAUUGCUGGCAUCCUCUUUGUCACUAUGAUAUUCGUGGCAAUCAAGUGCAAGCGUGAAAACAAAGAGAUCCGGACCUACAACUGCAGUAAUUGUUUAACCAUCACUUGUCUCCUCGGCUGUUUUAUAAAAGGACAAAACAGCAAGUGUCUGCAUUGCGUCUCGGUUUCUCCCAUUAGCGAGCAGCAAGACAAAAAGGCAGAGGAGAAAGUGAGCCUAAGGGGAAAGAGAAUCGCUGAAUACUCCUAUGGGCAUCAAAAGAAAUCAAGUAAGAAGAAAAAAAUUAGUAAGAAUGACAUCCGCCUUGUACCUCGGGAUGUGGAGGAAACAGACAAGAUGAAUGUUGUCAGUUGCUCCUCCCUUACUUCGUCCCUCAACUAUUUCGACUACCACCAGCAGACACUGCCCCUGGGCUGCCGUCGCUCUGAGAGCACUUUCCUGAAUGUGGAGAACCAGAAUACCCGAAACACUACUGCUAGCCACAUCUACCACCACUCCUUCAACAGCCAGGGUCCCCAGCAGCCAGAUCUCAUCAUCAAUGGUGUGCCCCUGCCUGAGACUGAAAACUAUUCCUUUGACUCUAACUACGUGAACAGCCGUGCCCAUUUGAUCAAAAGCAGCUCCACCUUCAAGGACCUGGAGGGCAACAGCCUGAAGGACAGUGGGCAUGAGGAGAGUGACCAGACUGACAGCGAGCAUGAUGUCCAGAGGAGCCUGUACUGUGAUACUGCUCUGAACGAUGUGCUGAAUACCAGUGUGACCUCCAUGGGAUCUCAGAUGCCUGACCAUGAUCAGAAUGAAGGAUUUCAUUGCAGGGAGGAAUGCCGGAUUCUUGGCCACUCUGAUAGAUGCUGGAUGCCUCGGAAUCCCAUGCCCAUCCGCUCCAAGUCUCCUGAGCAUGUGAGGAACAUCAUCGCUCUGUCCAUUGAAGCUACUGCUGCUGAUAUUGAGCCUUAUGACGACUGCGGCCCCACCAAGCGGACAUUCGCAACCUUUGGAAAAGAUGUCAACACCCACCGGGCUGAGGAGCGGCCCAUCCUGAAAGUCAAGAGGACUGUCGAUGUGACCAUCUGCAGCCCCAAAGUCAACAGCGCUAUCCGGGAGGCAGGCAAUGGCUGUGAGGCUAUUAGCCCUGUCACCUCCCCACUGCAUCUCAAGAGCCCUCUGCCAACCAAGCCUACUAUGUCUUACACGGUCGCCCUGGUUCCUCCAGCUCGUGAUCUGGAGCACCAUGCCAACAAUGGCGCCUCUCGUCCUUCUGAAGCUGAACCCCGUGGAGCCGACAGUGAGAAAGUCAUGCAUGAGGUCAAUCCUAUUCUGAAGGAAGGGCGUGACAAGCAAUCUCCUGUCGUGAAGCGUCUGAAGGAUAUCAUUCUGUAAACCCAUCUGGGGAAGAAGAAAGAAAAGAAAUCACACUGGCUAGUGAAGAUGCAGCAUCUACUCAUUUUCCUCACCCAUGGUUGGUUCUUGAGUGGCUGCACUGGAGAGAUUUCCCAAAAUGUAUUGUGUAUAAGUGACUAUCAUUCCGUGACAAUCCCUCUCGUUUCAGCAGGCAGCAGGGGUGUUCAGUUGGAGCAAAUUAGCUUUGGCUUGAGUUGUUCAUGGGGCCUUGAUGGUGGGGAAACAGAGGCAAAUUCAGUUGUGAAAAGUAUUAUGUAUUAAGUGUUUGAAUUUAUAUAUUUUUCUAUGUCAAAAUGAUAAUAUAAAUUACCAUUGUUUGUGAAGAAUUACAUUUAAAAAAGCAAAAAGAAAAAAAAAAGAAAAAAAACUCUGGACACCUUUAAUAAGCUCGCCACUGUUUUUUGUAGUGUAGACAAGUUAUUGGUCAUUUAUGGUGUACUAUUCAUUGAUUCAGUGACGUGAAAUCGAGCCCCCAAAAGGUUGUUUCUGAAGCUCGAGUACUUUCCAAUGCCGCUUCUUUGCUGUGGACUCCCCUGCUUUAAGAACCCUUUUGCUAGCUGUGCUGUUGUUGUAUUUGAUAUUGCAAAUUGCUAUGUGUGUGGUGAUGGCAAAAGGCUUUUAAAGGUUGAUGUUUUCUUUUCUUAAAAAAAUAAUAAAAAUACAGACAAAAACAAAAUGCAGAAACUGAGACAGCAGGUAAAUGAGCAACACUACACCUAGAAGUUGAGUACUUGGAUACUCACGUUUUUUAAUCCAUGUAGUGGUUGCUCACUACCUUGCAGAGGAUUUCUCCUGUCUUUCAGUCUUCUGCCCGGGUCUGUGCGAGAUCAUUGUAGAAAGUCAUUUUUGGAUAUGCUGCUAUCUAAUUUGCAGUUGUCAGAAAUACUGUGCUGAAAAUUUUAUGAGAUGCAUUAUUUUUUUUUCUAAUUUUCAGACCCUGAACAGGAAAGUUACUCCUGAUGUUAUCAGUUUUCAGGCUGAGAAAUUCCCUGUCUCCAAUCAUCUAAAAAUCAUGCAACAUGACUGAGUCUAUUUUGAGAUCUAAAUUACCAUCUCUUUAGACACACACUUCCUGAUUCAGUGUUUUCCCAAUCAUGAUUGGAAUUAGAUGGUAAAGCACAUCAUGGGCUGGAAUCAAGGGCUCCAUGCUGCUCUUUACCUUAGGCUUAUAAAUAAUGAUAGAGUAAGCAGUAUGAAGUGUACACUUAGGAAAAGCCAGGUACUAACAUCACUGAUCUAAUUACUGUGCCUUCUAAACGGAGACACUCAGACACUUGAACAUGUCUUUUUAUGACUAAUACUUUUUUGAUUAAAAAUGUGAACAAGAAAUUAUUAAAACAAAAAUCCCUUAGAUUUAGUAACUCUUUUUUGCUGUAGGCUAGGAAUAUGCCUUUUUAAACUAACAGAGCACCCAUUCUUUUUGUUCUUUUUAACAGUGCACAAAUGCCCCUUUUUAUUAUCUGUCUAUUAAUAUUCACUAGCCAACAUAGUAUUCUUGCAGCCUAAGAGUUCAUUAUUUAAAAUAAACUAAAAAAACAUGUCCCCUUUGCUCUACUUUUGUCUUAAAGGAAUUUCUUCUAAAGAAACAAGUUUUUUUGGUUCCUUCCUCUCUUUUUCUCCCUCCCUCCCUCGCUGCCUCCCUCCCUCCCCUGU